AUGGAUCUUGUAACCUUUAAACUGUUGAAAACAGAGAGAAUUGAGAGACGGAAAUGCACGGUGUUUCCAUUCCACCCGCACGAGGCGAAAGAGGAGCUAAGUAGAAAGCACGGAGUUGUGGUUUGGAUCCCAAGCGAUCUUCAGAGACUAGUAGUGACCGCUGCGCAAGAGCUCGGGCUAUCGGAUGAAGCCUCCUUAGUAAUAUUAUCAAAAGAAGAAGGUCGUAUCACAGACGUUGAUAUGAUCAGUGAUGGACAGAAACUGUAUUUGAUCAGUGAUACUACUGAUCAAACAUAG
Microthlaspi erraticum is the source of this 297-nucleotide messenger RNA. The record is from the annotation of a GenBank genome assembly. Lineage: Eukaryota; Viridiplantae; Streptophyta; Magnoliopsida; Brassicales; Brassicaceae.